This is a messenger RNA of Torulaspora delbrueckii, 1680 nucleotides long. It is a transcript of the gene SCW11, whose product is annotated as putative glucan endo-1,3-beta-D-glucosidase. The transcript has a single exon. The record is from RefSeq and is a predicted model, not a curated record. Lineage: Eukaryota; Fungi; Ascomycota; Saccharomycetes; Saccharomycetales; Saccharomycetaceae. Gene Ontology annotation, cellular component: cell surface; fungal-type cell wall; extracellular region. Bases 1 to 1680 code for a protein of 559 amino acids. Gene Ontology annotation, biological process: cell wall organization. Gene Ontology annotation, molecular function: 1,3-beta-glucanosyltransferase activity; glucan endo-1,3-beta-D-glucosidase activity.
AUGACGCCUUCAUUACUAAUUACGCUGACAUUCAUAUGUGCUAUGGCAAAUGCCUUCCCAAUACUCUUCCAGAGGAAAGAAUUGGAGAAACGUUUGGUGGUAACUAGGGUUCACACUGCACCAACGAAUACUGUCACAGAUUUUUACUCUACCACUACUAAAAUCGUUGUCGCUCCAACCGUGGAGUUCAUAAUAAGCAACGGGGUCACAUUUACCACUACUUUGAUUCCCGCUGGCGUGGAUCCUACUGCUCAACCUGCAGCUACGGUCACUUCCGUCAUCCAGAAUAAGCAAGGUAACAAUGCAGUUACUGCUGCCACUGAAGCUUCCUCUAACAGUGUUCUCUCGACCGGCAAUUCCCCUCUCGAGGGUGCAACCACACCUUCGACCACUUCCGCCACUGCUCCAAACGCUGCUGGCAACACUCCAAACGCUGCCACGACAACCUCUUCCGCUUCUGCUAACGCUGCACAACAGGCUGGUGAACCUCAAACUACUAGUGCUAGCCCUAACAAUGGUCAAGAUUCUGGUGCUACACAAACAUCCACCACCCCCGCAGCCACAUCAGAUGCAACAACAACCAAUUUAUUCACGACAACAACUUCUAACACUGCUGCCACAACUUCUAACACUGCAACUACAAGCUCUCAAGGCAACCAAAACUCCCCAACAACAAUGGCGGCUAUAGGUGAUGAUGUCGUUUCCGCCUCUGCCAUCAGCCAACCUCCAGCUCAGGCCCAUACCGCAGUUACCGUUGCCACUACGACAAGUGAAGCUACUUUGACGAGUGAACCAACGACUUCUACAAUCUCUACAACCUCUACAACCUCUUCCGCUUCUACUUCUACCAUUUCGAGUGCAACCUCUUCCGCUGCCAGUGCUACUGGAGUUCCAAAGGCCCUAACAUACUCCCCAUACAACUCAGACGGUACAUGCAGAUCCGCUUCUGAUGUCUACAAUGAUUUACAAAUCAUCAAAUCGAAAGGUGUUUCCCAAGUGCGUAUCUACGGUACUGACUGUAAUUCGAUCGAGACUGUUCAACCAGCAUGCUCUAAGCUAGGUAUUAAGAUCAACCAAGGUUUCUGGAUUGGCUCAUCUGGCGCUGAUUCUAUUGAUAGCAGCGUAGCAGCUCUUAUCGCAUAUGGACAGCAAUCUGGAUGGGAUGUCUUUGAAUAUAUUACCAUUGGUAACGAAGCCAUUAUUUCUGGCUACUGUUCGCCAAGCGAACUAAUCGGUAAGAUUCAAUCAGUGAAAACCCAAUUGAGAGCAGCUGGAUACAACGGUCAAGUGACCACCAGUGAACCUCCCGUUUCCUUCCAAAACCAUCCUGAGCUAUGUACCGAGGCGGCCAUUGAUAUGGUUGGUAUCAACCCUCACUCAUACUUCAACGCACAAAUUGACGCCUCCGAAGCUGGUUCAUUCGUUAAAGGCCAAUUGCAAUUAGUACAAAAGCUUUGUGGUACCUCAAAUGUCAUUAUCACUGAGACAGGUUACCCAUUCAGUGGUAGUUCUAAUGGUUUGAAUGUCCCAUCUUAUGAGAACCAGCAAAUUGCAAUCCAGUCGAUCUUGGAAGAACUAAACGGCGAAGUUACCAUUCUAUCAUAUUUUAAUGAUUUGUGGAAAAACCCCGGCCCUUACGGGAUUGAACAAUCUUUUGGCAUCCAGAGCUUUAUGCAAUAA